Messenger RNA from Trachymyrmex cornetzi, 852 nucleotides. RefSeq lists its product as uncharacterized. Gene Ontology annotation, molecular function: nucleic acid binding. Gene Ontology annotation, biological process: tRNA splicing, via endonucleolytic cleavage and ligation. The transcript has 4 exons. NCBI's taxonomy places the organism in Eukaryota, Metazoa, Arthropoda, Insecta, Hymenoptera, Formicidae. The record is from RefSeq and is a predicted model, not a curated record. The coding region runs from base 49 to 597 and encodes 182 amino acids.
CGAAAAAAACGGGGCAUUCCACCAUCUCCUACAUCUCGCACGAGAAAGAUGUACGACAUAUGCCAUCCCAGCUAUUAUCAUCUGUGCAAACUUGGCUGUAAUGACGUGAUAAAAACGAGCACCGCCUUUUAUGUCUACAUUGAAAUAUGCGAAGUGAAACGAUACUGGGAUGUCAAAUACAAAUAUAACGAAGAACUUGAUGUGAUCUAUUUCGAAGUGAAGAAAAGGGAGAAUUCUCAGGUGGAGAUCUAUGUGCCUUGGCCAACGAAAUACAACAUCUGCUUGGACAAGAUUGAGAAAAUGCAACAAUUAUUGCAAAAUAAACGAUUGACAUUCGUAUUUAAAUCGGAAGAUAGUAGCAGUGUUUUCUAUACAGUGACCACUGGUCUCUCAAAACCAGCUACACCAGAAACGAGUAAACAACAAAAAGAAAAAGCUGAAAAAAUACUCAACUUGGAAAGUGAAAUUCGAAGGAAUACAUCAAAUUUAUAUGAAUUAGCGAAGACUUUAAGUUCUACUAACGAAACUAGCGAACAAAUCGAUUUGAAUACUACAGACUCUUUAAAUAUUGGACAUUCCAGUGUAAAGAUAUUAUGAUACUUUUCUUUUACUUAAUUUAUAAUUUUGAUCUCAUCUAUGCCUGUUGUCUAUGUAUUGGUAUUUAUCUUUUUUUGUUACACACCUUACAGCUUAUGUAUCAAACACAUAACAGUUAAACACUAAAGUACUGACACGUUGGAAGUAAACCUUCCAAUAUGAAUAUAUUAUAAUUUUUCUUGUUGAACAUAAUAAAAUAAUUUUCGUUGCAAUAAAAAAGUAAACCAUGUUUAUUAGAAAAGGUGCAUUUAAAAA